AUGCCUCCACGAACAACUCAAAUAAGGCCAAUUGAGAAGUUUGCACAAGCCGUUGCCAAAUGCUCUACAGAGGCCUCCCUAUACGGCAAAUGCAUAGUAGCCGAUUACAAUUCUGUUCACAAAGACAAAUGUCUUACUGAAUUCAUGAAAUUGAAGGAUUGUUAUUUGAUUGCCGCGAAGAAGAAGUAAAGUAGAUUUGUUCAUCUAUAUUUUUUAAAGAGGAAAUUUCAUUCAUUCAAGAGCCGUAUACUAUCUGUCGUCUUAUUC
Molecule: messenger RNA, 267 nt
Organism: Botrytis sinoallii
Lineage: Eukaryota; Fungi; Ascomycota; Leotiomycetes; Helotiales; Sclerotiniaceae
Exons: 3
Coding region: 1-189 (62 amino acids)
Biological process (GO): mitochondrial respiratory chain complex I assembly
Cellular component (GO): mitochondrion
Source: RefSeq, a predicted model, not a curated record